This is a messenger RNA of Hyposmocoma kahamanoa, 1214 nucleotides long. RefSeq names its product translation initiation factor IF-2 (gene Obp59a). Bases 130 to 1179 code for a protein of 349 amino acids. Gene Ontology annotation, molecular function: odorant binding. The record is from RefSeq and is a predicted model, not a curated record. The transcript is spliced from 5 exons. NCBI's taxonomy places the organism in Eukaryota, Metazoa, Arthropoda, Insecta, Lepidoptera, Cosmopterigidae.
AACGUCGCACUCGCAUUCAGUAAAUCAGCAACGAACCUACCUGACCAGAACCAACUAGAAUCGUUGUUUAGUUAUGACUGUAGUUUGAGUUGAACCUGAACGCUAGAGUAGUGGAGCGUGCACCAUUAUAUGAGCCGACUAACCACCAGCGGCCUCAUUGUCAUGGCUAACGCGAAAGAGAAAAUGUGGUCAAAAUAUAGUGUUCUGAUAUUUUUGAGUUUAAUUUGGAACAGUUGUGCCCUGCACUGUCGAUCAGAUGGAGGUCCUAAAGAAAAUGAACUUCGAGCCAUCUAUAAAAGUUGCCUCAAAAGACAGGAAGGCAAAAAUGUGACCAAUAAUCGAGGAUAUGACGAUGAUAGGAGGGACACUAAAAACCGUCAAAAGUCACCUUGGGAUAGAGACGUUAAAUUUGGCAGUAAUGAUAGAAAUGAGGAGGGUUACGGAUGGGACAGAAACCGUGACGACAGAAGAUUUGACGAUAGAAUGGACCGAAAUGACAGAAUGGGUAAUAGGGGCGACAGAAGCAACUAUGACAGGAUGAAUAAUGGAUAUGACAGAAGCAAUUAUGAUGAUAGGAUAAGUAACAGAAAUGAUAGGAUAAAUAAUUAUGACCAAAGAAUAGAUAGGAUGGGAAGAGAUGGGAUGGGUUACGGUGAUAGAAUGGGACAAACAGAUGGAUAUGGAAGAAGUCAAGUAUCAGCUAAAGACGCUUUCCAGCAAAAUGAUGAAUUUGACCCGUAUCGAUCUUCAACGACGUCACCACGGCGCUACAAACGGUCCAAGUCCAUGAACUCGGGACAACGUAGUCAAUAUAACCCAAAUCCGGCUCCCAAGAGGCCUUAUGACGACUCCUAUAGGAGCGACGAAAAAAACUCGACUGACAAUACUAGUAAGAAAGUGGAUGCUAAAGCCUGCGCUUUGCAUUGUUUUUUGGAAAAUUUGGAAAUGACAGGAGAUAAUGGAAUGCCAGACCGUUAUUUAGUAACGCACGCCAUCACCAAAGACGUGAAAAAUGAGGACUUGAGGGAUUUUCUUCAAGAGUCAAUUGAAGAAUGCUUCCAAAUACUGGAUAAUGAAAAUAAAGAAGACAAGUGCGAGUUUUCAAAGAAUCUGCUCAUGUGUUUGUCUGAAAAAGGCCGAGCGAAUUGUGAUGAUUGGAAAGAUGACAUUCAGUUUUAAAUUUAAGUUUGGGUAUAGGUCAAUUAACAAGAGUU